This is a messenger RNA of Oppiella nova, 539 nucleotides long. NCBI's taxonomy places the organism in Eukaryota, Metazoa, Arthropoda, Arachnida, Sarcoptiformes, Oppiidae. The record is from the annotation of a GenBank genome assembly.
UCAAUAGACUGGAUCUGGAUGUGACUAAUCUUUCAGAUAUCGCCACAAAUGCUUUCAAAGGGGCGAACAUUGUAGAGCUUAAUAUAAUGAGAAGUGAGUUAAAGAUAGAGAAAGCCAUCGAUGCCAUUUCCAAUAUUAGGGAUAGGUUGCGCAAGUUAAGUAUCAAUCUGGAUAAUAACAUACACCAUGAUAUACCUGAAAUUAGUCAAUACCAGGGAAGGGAUGAUGAGAUGUAUUCGUGUGUUAAUAAUACCUCUUUGGGAACACUUAUCGAUAAAUUGGGACAAUAUUUAAGUGAUGUUACGAAUUCAGCGAUGGGUCUGAAUCUAAAACACAAGAAUCGGUUGGUUUUGGGCGAUAGAGUUGAGUGUGUUUUCUGGGACUUUGAUCACAAGAAGUGGUCAUCAGAUGGAUGUCAUGUAAUGGAGAGUGAAUCCAAUCGCGAGACAACUGUCUGUGAAUGCAAUCAUUUGACUAAUUUUGCGGCUCUUAUGGACACUUCCGGUCGAGAAGAUAAUAGAAUGGAUAGAAAAGAAUGC